UGGUCUCCCACCAAGGUCCAUGAUUGAUGCUGCGACCGACAUAGACAUUUACACCGACACGACAGGGUGCCACAGGGUGAACGGCAGGAAAGUCGUUCCAAGCACCACCUCUCUUAAGGAAAAGCUUCGGACUACGAACAGAGAGUUAAUCGAUUUUGUUCAAGGAUGCCUUGAGUGGGAUCCCGCUCGCCGGCUCACGCCUGAGGAAGCUUUGAACCACAGGUGGCUUCAGGACGACACCAAGGACGAAAGCCAUGCUAGUCACAAUGAACCGGAUGCUGUGGACGCAUCAAUUAAAAUGGACGAGAUCGUGGAGGUGGAUCGUGUGAGCCAAUGCGAGCAGAGAUGGACGAAUGAUUCUGGGUCAGAUCUCGAGGAAGAUUUUGUGUCAGCCAAGAGCCAAUCCUCGAACGCCAGUUUCUACACUGCCCUGGAAUACCAACGCAGCCAUCAAGCGACCAGUGAAGCUGUCGCCAACACCGGAGCGAAGGCAUCGAGGGGGCCUGGGCGGAGAUUUGCCCGUGUGCGGCAGCGACUCCGGACAUUUCUUAGAUUUGUCCGGAAGCAUUGCUGCUGCAAUGCGGAAGAAUAAAGGCCCCAUCGUUGGCGCACCCCACCACUCCAG
Messenger RNA from Petromyzon marinus (sea lamprey), 625 nucleotides. Lineage: Eukaryota; Metazoa; Chordata; Hyperoartia; Petromyzontiformes; Petromyzontidae. The record is from RefSeq and is a predicted model, not a curated record.